AUGUGCGUACGAGGGCAAGAAAGCAAGCAAGAAAGAAAGAAAGAAAGAAAGCACACAUAUCCAUAUACAAUUAUGGACAGUUUAUUGUUGAUUGUACUAACAAUCUUGCUGUCUUCCGUAAUAAUCUUGUACAGGAACUGCAGGUUGUUUAGUAUAUUAUUCAGAUCAUCUAAAACCAAAACCCCACUUCCUUUAGGCAAUCUUGGAUGGCCUUUUCUUGGUGAAACCCUCGAGUUCGUUUCUUGUGCUUAUUCAGACCGCCCUGAAAGCUUCAUGGAUAAACGUCGCCGCAUGUAUGGGAAAGUGUUCAAGUCACAUAUAUUUGGAACUCCGACUAUAGUAUCAACAGAUGCAGAAGUGAGUAAAUUCAUACUACAAGGUGAUGCAAAGAUGUUUGUUCCAUCUUACCCGAAAUCACUUACCGAGUUGAUGGGAAAAUCCUCCAUUUUGCUCAUCAAUGGAAGUUUACAGAAGAGAAUACAUGGUCUGAUAGGAUCUUUCUUCAAGUCUCCUCAUCUUAAAGCGCAGAUCACUAGAGACAUGCAAGUUUAUGUUCAAGAAUCAAUGAAGAAUUGGAGAUGUGAUCAGCCCAUUUACAUACAAGACGAAACCAAAAAUAUUGCCUUUCAAGUACUAGUCAAGGCAUUGAUUAGUUUGGAUCCUGGUCAAGAAAUGGAGUCCCUAAAGAAACAGUUCCAAGAAUUUAUCUGUGGUCUCAUGUCUCUCCCUGUUAACAUUCCUGGAACUCAACUUUAUCGCUCUUUACAGGCUAAGAAGAAAAUGGUCAAGUUAGUGCAAAGAAUUAUUCAGUCUAAAAGGGAUGGUGGCAUCUCAACAGUUCCUAAGGAUGUGGUGGAGGUUCUGCUUAAUGAUGCUAAUGCACAAUUAACAGAUGAUUUAAUAGCUGACAACAUGAUCGAUAUGAUGAUUCCUGGCGAGGAUUCUGUGCCAGUUCUUAUGACUCUUGCUGUAAAGUACCUUUCAGAUUGCCCUGCUGCCUUGCAACAAUUAACGGAUGAGAACAUGAAAUUAAAAAGUCUCAAAGCACAGCUUGGGGAGCCAUUAACAUGGACUGAUUACUUAUCAUUACCAUUUACACAGAGACAGGUGAUAACAGAAACUUUAAGAAUGGGAAACAUUAUAAUUGGGGUGAUGAGAAAGGCCAUGAAGGAUAUAGAAAUAAAAGGUUACUUAAUACCAAAAGGAUGGUGUGCUUUUGCAUACUUCAGAUCAGUUCAUCUUGAUGAAAAUCAUUAUGAUUGGCCUUACCAGUUCAAUCCAUGGAGGUGGCAAGACAAAGACAUGAGCAAUAGCAACUUCACUCCAUUUGGAGGUGGACAAAGAUUAUGCCCUGGUCUUGACUUGGCUAGACUUGAAGCUUCCAUAUUCUUACACAACUUUGUCACUCAAUUUAGCUGGGUGGCCGAAGAGGACACAAUUGUAAACUUUCCAACAGUGAGAAUGAAGAGAAGAAUGCCCAUUUGGGUCAAAAGGAGAGAAGAAGAUCAAUCCUUGAGCUUAUAAAAAUCUAUAAUUAUAUAAACAAAAACUUUGGCCAACAAAGUUUUGAAAAUAAAAAAAAAUAAAUUCUUACUACAAUGAUAUAAAGCACCCAACAAGAAAAAGACUGAAUGUGGAUCAAAAAAGUAAUUAAAAGAAAAAAAAUAAGGAAUUGCCACUGUGCACACGUGUGGGGGACAUCCACAAGGGCUAAUACAUUUGUCCUCUUCCAUUAUAUAUAGGUACUGCAAAUAUAGACUAUAGAAUAUAAAUAUUUUUUGGGGACCCAUUAAAUUAUCACUUGUUUCUCCAUCUUAUUUCUAUUUUAUUAUUAUUUUUUUUUUUUUUGUUCACCUGAUUAGCAAGGUAGCAUAUGUACAAUUGUAAAAGAAGGUGACUUCGGGUAGUGGGCAUAGCCAAUGAUUUGUGAUCAUCGGUCCCAAAAUGAACAAUGUAAUUUUCAUGAUAUUUUCUUUUAAAAAUAUAUAAUUAUUUUCUUA
Molecule: messenger RNA, 2000 nt
Organism: Ricinus communis (castor bean)
Lineage: Eukaryota; Viridiplantae; Streptophyta; Magnoliopsida; Malpighiales; Euphorbiaceae
Product: 3-epi-6-deoxocathasterone 23-monooxygenase CYP90D1
Exons: 8
Coding region: 1-1524 (507 amino acids)
Biological process (GO): brassinosteroid biosynthetic process; brassinosteroid homeostasis; multicellular organism development
Molecular function (GO): iron ion binding; oxidoreductase activity, acting on paired donors, with incorporation or reduction of molecular oxygen, NAD(P)H as one donor, and incorporation of one atom of oxygen; heme binding
Source: RefSeq, a predicted model, not a curated record